This is a messenger RNA of Dama dama (fallow deer), 686 nucleotides long. It is a transcript of the gene TNP2, whose product is annotated as transition protein 2. The record is from RefSeq and is a predicted model, not a curated record. Gene Ontology annotation, biological process: spermatogenesis; penetration of zona pellucida; acrosome reaction. The coding region runs from base 141 to 539 and encodes 132 amino acids. The transcript has 2 exons. NCBI's taxonomy places the organism in Eukaryota, Metazoa, Chordata, Mammalia, Artiodactyla, Cervidae. Gene Ontology annotation, molecular function: zinc ion binding; DNA binding. Gene Ontology annotation, cellular component: nucleus; nucleosome.
CACCCCCCUGUGGCUGGUGCCAUCACAAUCGGGCCCAACUAUAUAACCAGGGGCUGCCAGGGCCUCUGUGAAGCUGGGUCUGCCAGAAGAGGAGGAGGAGGCGGCCCCUGCCCCUCUAAGCGAGGCCGCCCCCACCCUCCAUGGACACCAAGACACAGAGCCUUCCCAACACCCACACCCAGCCCCACAGCAACUCUCGGCCCCAAAGCCACGCCUGCAAGCAGUGCAGCUGCAGCCACCACUGCCAGAGCCGCAGCCGGAGCUGCCGCAGCCGCAGCCGGAGCUCCAGCCAGCGCCCGAGGAGCCACCGCAGCCCCGCUGGCCACCAGGGCCGGAGCCCAGGCCCCAGCCCUCCUCUGAGGCACCUCAGAUACGCCAUGCACUCCCACCAGUGCCCCUCGCGGCCCGUCACCCACUCCUGCAGCCACUCCAAGAACAGGAAGAACUUGGAGGGAAAGGUGAUCAAGAGGAAGCAGGUCAAGAGGAGCAAGCAGGUGUACAAAAGAAAGAGGCAGAGCUCAGGACGAAAGUACAACUGAGAUGACACCCCAUGGCUUGUUCCUGUGUCGGUUUCACCCAGAUAAGUAAAGACAUCACAUGUGGAACGCUAGAAGGAAGAAGUAAACUUUGCAGGAACAUGUUACUACAGUGAUUUCUAUGCAACAUUGAUUAAAGCUUGUACACUG